GAGCAGGUACCAUGUGUUGGGGUCCAUCAGGAAAUCUAAGCUCAGAGGUUGUCCAGCAAAGUCCCGAGGAGAAAGGUAUGGGCGUGGACUAUUAAAUAGCUGGGAAGGCCUGAGCAAAUGUCUUCUUGCCCAACCUAGGGCACAAGCAGCAGACAGAGAGCAAUGCUGCCUGUGCCUAGCUUGGGGAAUAAGUGGGUUUAUUUGGCUUGCUUACAGGACUGCAAGUAAGAGGUUGCCCCCAAACUACCACAUAAGCAAAAAGGCUCUGCACACCACGUCUCCACAGCUUCGUAAAUGAAGCUCUCCCUGUUAUUAGCUUUCACCUUUACACCCUCCAGCACCUCCAGACACCAGCUGAAGCUGGAGCAGAAUUGCAGACAGCUGGAAAAGGUGUUCUGCCUCAUGAAGCCUUGGCAUGGGCCCACGAUCCAUUGGCUCCCACAACCCCAUCCUGCUACUGAACAUGUCUCAGAAUCUAUCGACUGGGACUCUCUCUUUCAAGAACUGCCCAACCUGACCAACUUUCUAUACUGGCCUCCAACUGGUGGACACAGGGAUGAUUUUUUGGCUUCUACCAGCCCCAGAACCUCUACUUACCACUUGAAGAGCCAAGUCCAGGCCACCUUUACUUUGGGAAGUAACCUAGAGGCCAUCCUUGUGGCUAGGGAUCACUGGGGUAGGCCCAAGUCUCAUGGGGGAGAUCUGUUUCGGGCACAGCUGCUGGGCCCAGAAUUGAGAGCAGGAGUCCCAGGAAAGGUGAAGGAUCUGGAGAAUGGCACUUACCUCUUGUCCUUCCCCCUGCUCUGGGCUGGAUGGGUCCAGGUGCAAGUGCGGCUGAUCCACUCCAGUGAGGCAGUUGGGGUCCUGCAAAGAGUCUGGAGAGAAAAACGAGCCACUGUUGAUUUUAGAGGAUAUUUCCGGGGAACAAAUGGCUCUCAAGAGACUGUCAUCUGCAAUGUGGACCCCCAGUCAACUGGAGCCAAAGGGUCUACCUGCCAGUACAAGGAUGUGGUGUCUGGGGAGAUCUGGUACUGUGCUCAACCUCCUACUUUGCCCUGCAAUGCUUUAGUGGGUCACUCAAGUGGAAGUUAUCUGAAGGUGACCACGCCACAUGAUGAGGCCUUGCUUGCUGGGGAUGUGACUGACCAGAAACUCCCUUCAGGCAUACCUCCACUCCUGGUCCUACCAGCAGCCCAGGGGAACGUGAGUAAAAUGGGUGAGCAAGGCUGGACCAUGUUGGGGUUGGAGAUGGACAUCAGCUUAGCCCUCAAGCCAGUUGAUCUACAUGUCACUUAUCAAGCAGGCCCCCUAAUGGCCGUGGAGACAACUCGGGGGACAGUGUUGCACUGGAGGGCCCACAGCUGGCCCCUGCGUUCUCUCCGCACCCCAGUGGCCUCCUUGCACUCCGUGGCCAGAGAACUACACGGCCUGGCUGGGGGACCCUACUCAGUGGUGGUGCUGGGCAUGGGAGCCCACUUUACCACUUUCCCUCCCUCCAUCUUUGCCCGAAGACUGGCAGGGAUUCGGGCAGCUGUGAAGGCCCUGCUGGACCGGGAACCCAGGACUCUGGUCAUCAUCAAACUGGCCAAUACUGGCUACAAAUCCGUGUAUGGCAGUGACUGGCUCACACUCCAGGUGAACCGCUUGCUCCGAGCUGCCUUUGUUGGUCUCCGAGUGGCCUUUGUGGAUGCGUGGGAAAUGACCUCCAGCCUGGAUGUGCCAGACAACAUCCACCCAAAGAAGCUUAUUGUCCGCAAUGAAGUGGACUUAUUUCUGUCCUUCAUCUGUCCCACCUGAGUGCUCCUGAGGGAUCUGAGGCUGAGUGGAUGGAGAGCCUGGGUGCGGCAGCAAAUGAACUGCCAAUGACAGAAAGCUGAAGCUCCCCUGGCUCACCCACCAGGAUACUUUGGUUCCGUACUUUAUAAUUCUCUCUAUGCAUCACAUGGACAAUCUAGUUUUAUACAAAAGAGACCAUAUUUUGCA
Molecule: messenger RNA, 1983 nt
Organism: Mastomys coucha (southern multimammate mouse)
Lineage: Eukaryota; Metazoa; Chordata; Mammalia; Rodentia; Muridae
Product: NXPE family member 3-like
Exons: 4
Coding region: 295-1797 (500 amino acids)
Source: RefSeq, a predicted model, not a curated record